This is a messenger RNA of Mesorhabditis belari, 2274 nucleotides long. NCBI's taxonomy places the organism in Eukaryota, Metazoa, Nematoda, Chromadorea, Rhabditida, Rhabditidae. The record is from the annotation of a GenBank genome assembly.
AUGACAAAACGUUUCCUUUUACUCGUUUGCCUCAUUUUUAUGAUCUAUCAAUUGGAAAGGACAAAGGCAAUUUCACGAAAACGCGUGAACCGAGAUAUGAGUGAUUUCAAGGAUAUUCGACUUGAUGAGAAAGGAUACAAUAAAACUAUGCAAAUCCACUACAAUUGGUACAUUCACUCGAUCAAGGCGCUAAUGGGCGAAAUGGGGAAACAGUUGAUGAGGAAAUUGAGUAAAGCUCAAAAGAUCAAGAUGAUACGUUGUUUGGACAAAAUUCGAGACAGAAAAGAUAUCGUGAGCGCGGCAAGAUGCUUAAUUGAUGGGAAAAUCGCUUACGAAGAGAUGAGACUGCAUCGAGUGAAAUAUGAUGAUUUUAUGGCAAAGAAAAGUGGCGAAGAGAUGGUAUCGGCCGUGGGAUCGACACAAGAUGGCGGCGUUGCUUUCCGACAAGAAGAAAUGACGCCAACAAGGAGCUCGCCAAGUACAAUCUCGCCAAAUGUGUUGAAGAGACGAAAGUUCAAGCAAAAAAUCGACCCGCUGAAAGUGCUGAAGCACAAGAAUCGAUAUAAAAAAUGGAUGGGAAAAUUUCGAGUGGUGGCCACCGGAGAGCAAACGGGAAACGCGAAAUCAAAAACAAAGACAAAAACAAGGAAGACGAAAACGACUACCGUAAUCCCUCGAACAACAGUGACGGGAAGAUCGAUAAAUUUAAAGCCAUUCCGUUUCAAAGCCAACCCCGAGCCGCUCAAGUAUCCGAUGUCGAAAAUGCGAAAAAUGAAAUCGAGAAAACACAAAAUUGGGAAGAAAAAAAUGAUCAAGAUGAGUCAAGAGGAGGUGGAGAGGAGAAUUCAGCAACGCCUUUCGCAUUUCCUCAAGUACUACGAUCGAUCCGAUGAGAAACGGAGCCGAAAAAUGAGAAAAAAGUAUAAGAAAGCCCAUCGAAGCCUUUUAAUGGCGCAGAAAGAAAGCGAGCUCUCCGAAAUGCAAUUUCGUCGUCGCGUUAAACGAUCGCCGUACCGUUUGAUCGCCGAUCAAGUCCAGAAAAGUGACAGUCAAAAAUUUGUGGUGACGAAUCUUAAAAAAAUGCCAGCACUGCUCGAGAAUCGGAUAAGUCCUGUGCAAAGGAUUUCGAAAAUGGUCAUUAAUAUGGUGAGAGGAAAAAAUGGGACUGAGCGAGUCGGUGGUUGGGCAAAAACGUAUGAAGCGAUUCUCUCGAUGAAGAAAACGAUGGACAAACAAGCGAAAGAGCCUGGAGCAAAAGUGUACGAUUUGCGAAUGUACGAUCUGGUGUUGGGCAGGGAUACGCCGAGCGAGGAUUUAUUUCAGAGGGCCAAUCAUCCGGAGUUCAUUGGUGAGACAUACGGUUUGGCAAGUCGAAUGGGCGGAAAUAAGAACAAUAUGAAAUUCUUGUCGCCAAGAAUUGCUCCAGUGAUGCCGGAUAAGUACGGCUACGCGCACAAACGACAACUCUCUCCAUCAAUUCUCUCCUUUUACAAAGACGAGGCCGAGGAUCAGAUAUUGCCGCUACCUGAGAUUCUUGAGGCAAGCGGAAUGAAAGGUCGAGAUCAAACGUCGAUGUUGGAGAUGAUUAUGGAGGUUUCCGGAGCAAAAGAUGUCGUCAAUGAUGCGAUGAAAGCGGUCGAGAACAUGAAACUAUUUGGAAUGGAGGGUGAAAUUUUGGAAGUGACAAAAAGAACGAUGGAAAUUUUCAAGAGUCUCGAGAAAUCGUUUACUGGCCGACAACAAAAAGAGAUGAAAAAACGCGGUUACACCUUUCAAUUGCCGCAUCAGCUAGAGAAAUUGCAUGAGCAACAGGGCAUUCUCGAGCGUAAAGAUCACGGCUUUGACUACGACGAGUACCGGAAACAAAGCCGUUUAGAGCGCGAGAAAGGUUUAUGGGUGAAAAUAUGGCAUAUUGCGAGGAAUGGCAGCGAGGUGAACGACAACUUCGAGCACGCGCAUCAAGUGAUCGGCAACGCGACAGCACUUGGUGAGGCCGAGCACCGCCGAGUGAAGCGUCUCACCCCGUGCAAUCCUCCGUGCAUCUCGGUUCCCAAUCUUCUCGGUGUCCUCAAUCCGACUGUGCUCGCCCCGUACGCUUUCACGCCAAUUUUCGGUUUGUCCGUGCUGGGCCCGGUCGUUUUGUCGCCAUCAUUGUUCAGUCCGCUGAUCCUGAACCCGGCCGUCCUCUCGCCGUACGUGCUCUCGCCAGCUGUCGGGGAGGAUGAAAUCACAGGAAUCGAACAAAGAAAGAGAACGUGUGAGAAAUUAUUGCCU